This is a messenger RNA of Condylura cristata (star-nosed mole), 1654 nucleotides long. It is a transcript of the gene QPCT, whose product is annotated as glutaminyl-peptide cyclotransferase. Lineage: Eukaryota; Metazoa; Chordata; Mammalia; Eulipotyphla; Talpidae. The coding region runs from base 109 to 1182 and encodes 357 amino acids. The transcript has 7 exons. Gene Ontology annotation, molecular function: zinc ion binding; glutaminyl-peptide cyclotransferase activity. The record is from RefSeq and is a predicted model, not a curated record.
GGGCGCAAUCAACCCCAGGGUGGAGAAAAGGGAAGGCGAAGGACGCGCGUUCCCGGGCUCGUGACCGCUGGCUACGCGGGGAACCCGCGCCUAGACAGCCCUGGAGAGAUGGCAAGCGGUGGGGACCGGCGCGCGGGGGACACCCUCCACCUGCUGCUGCUAGUGGCUACCUUGUCCCCUACGAUGCUGGGCGCCGUCGCCUGGACAGAAGAGAAGAAUUAUCACCAACCAGCCAUUUUGAAUUCGUCCUCUCUUCGGCAAGUUGCGGAAGGCACCAGUAUUUCUGAAAUGUGGCAAAAUGACUUAAGGCCCCUGCUGAUAGAACGAUAUCCUGGAUCCCCUGGAAGCUUUGCUGCUCGCCAGCACAUCAUGCAAAGAAUUCAGAGACUUCAAGCUGACUGGGUCUUGGAAGUAGACACCUUCUUGAGCUGGACACCCUAUGGGUACCGGUCUUUCUCCAAUAUCAUCAGUACCCUCAGUCCCACUGCUAAGCGUCACUUGGUCCUCGCCUGUCACUAUGACUCCAAGUAUUUUCCCCAUUGGGAAAACAGGGUGUUUGUGGGAGCCACAGACUCAGCUGUGCCAUGUGCGAUGAUAUUGGAACUUGCCCGGGCCUUAGACAAGAAACUUCUCUCUUUGAAGAAUAUUUCAGACACCAAGCCAGAUCUCUCACUCCAGUUCAUUUUCUUUGAUGGAGAAGAGGCAUUUCUUCACUGGUCUUACAGUGACUCUCUGUAUGGAUCUAGGCACCUAGCUUCCAAGAUGGCAUCGACGCCACACCCACCCGGAGCGAGAGACACCACCCAGCUGCAUGGCAUGGAUUUACUGGUUUUAUUAGAUUUAAUUGGAGCUCCAAACCCAACAUUUCCCAAUUUUUUCCCAAACUCUGCUAGAUGGUUUCAAAGACUUCAAGUAAUUGAACAUGAACUCCAUGAAUUAGAUUUGCUCAGGAAUCACUCUUGGGAGUCGCCGUAUUUCCAGAAUUAUGGUAAUGGAGGUGUGAUUCAGGAUGAUCAUAUUCCAUUUUUACGAAAAGGUGUUCCAGUUUUACAUCUGAUACCAUCUCCUUUUCCCGAAGUCUGGCACACCAUGGAUGACAAUGAAGAAAAUUUGGAUGAAGCAACCAUUGACAAUCUAAACAAAAUCAUACAAGUCUUUGUGUUGGAAUAUCUUCAUUUAUAAUAUUCUGACUUUGCUUAUGGUAACUGCACCUAGUAUUGCAUUAAAAACCAAGGUGCCAUUUCAAAUAAUCCGACUUCAAACAUAUGCUGUGUGGAAACUUCUAUCCUAUAGAAUCAGUCUGUAGGUACCUUUGAGUAUGUGACCAGUAAGUCCUAGAUUUACUUCAUGUCCUAAAUUGAUUGUUAAUUUUUAUCUAGAGAUUAAAGAAAGGUAAAUGUUGAAAAAAACAGAAAAUAAAUCUUUUAAAAAAUUCUCUGGAUAAGAAAUUAUGACAAGUCAGAUUCAGAUAUUUAGUAUUAUGGCCUAAAUAAUACUAAAAUAUGAUGGUGAUGUGCAAUGUGUAGCUUUAGUUUUAUGAUUUUUUAUAUUUGGGAAUCUAUUGCAUGUAAUAAUGAAAUGUAAGGUGAAAAUUCUUAAUUUUCUUUGAGAAAUGAUUAUAGGGUUUAUUUCAUGGACAAUAAAUCAGAAUUGA